GAAAAUACAUCCUAGCAUGGAAGAUGCACCAAGCCACUCAGUGUUGUACUUUGACCCAAACAAAAGUACAGAAAAUUUUGCACGUCUUUGUCAGUUUUUAAUGACGAUAUGCAGUGACGUUUUGAGGGACAUUUUAUGUCAACAUAUAAAACCAGUUGAUCUGAGAUCAGAGUUAGACAAAAAGAGAUCAAAACUAGAAAAGAUAACGAAUGUGCAGGAAAAAAACUUACUCUAUCCUCCACAUUCAUCUACAAGUUGUGUUCCAGAAAUAAGAUCCAGAGAUCUUGAUUUAUCAUUAUUGUACAAGAUUUUGCGGAAUAUAUGCAAUAUUCCGACACAUAUAGCUGGUUGGGGCAAUCAACCUGUUUCGGGUGACUUUUCAUUGGCUGCAUGCAUAGAAAGAAUACGCAUUCUAAGAAAUUCCGUUUCUGGUCAUUCCACUUCUGGAACUGUUAAUGACGCAGAAUUCAAAGACUACUGGAUGGAAUUAAGGAAAUCCGUAGUGGAGAUUGAGAGAGAAGUCACUGGUAGCGAUAGAUAUGAAAAAGGAAUAGACCAUUUACAUGACUGUGAUUUGAACCCGACCAAAUCCAAGGAAUAUGUGGCCCAAAUUCGAAGAAAUGCAGGGGAAAUUAUUGUGAAACGAGAGAGAAUUAAUUUGGUUGAAGGGGAAAUUAUUGUGAAACGAGAGAGAAUUAAUCUGGUUGAAGAGGAAGUAAAUGCGAAAAGAGUUAGAUUAGACAAUUUAGAGGAAAGUCAUGCGGAAUUACAGGAAAGACAAAGAAAGUUAGAAGUCAACUUUACUCAGGGCCUAAUAGAUGUGAAAUCCGCAGUACUGAAAGAACUAAAAGAAGGUUUGAAAAUUGCCAAAAACUGGGCGAGUAGAAAAGACACCGUAACAUACUCAUCGAGCAGAUCAACAGCCAUUAAAUUCAAAUCUCCUGUAUCAUUAAACGAUAUCCUUCAUUUCUCCAUGACUUCGACGCCAGAAAACAAAUGUUGGUUGAUGGUUCCCCGCAACAUGUCAUCAGAGGAAUCGGCGCUUCAUAGAGACGCAGGGCGCUCCACGCUGUAUCUUCUUGAUGAAGUCGAUAUUAUCAAGGAAUUUAGUAUACCAAAAAAGUAUGACAUUUGGUUAUUGUCAUGUAACAUUAUCACAAAUGACAGCGAAGUCGUAUUUAUAAGUGGGAGAUCAUUAGUAGCUGCUAAUGAAGACGGUGAAUUCAGUAAACUUUUUGAUAUUUCUUUACCUUAUAAACCUAAUCCUUGGAGUGUUUGUCUUACCCCUGCCGGUAACUAUAUCUUUUAUAUCGGAGCUCCUCUUCAUCGUUUUAUCGAAUACAGUAAAACAGGUAUUCCUCUGCGACAAUGGAAGAUUCAAAAAGACUUUCUCCAUUUUAUGAAUGAUGUACAUCGAAAUACUAACGAAGACUUGAUUCUCACAAAUCGAGGUUUGUUUUCUCACUCCCAAACUUUGGUCAUCGUAGACGAAUCUUUCAACCUAAAAUGUCAGGUAGACAUUGAACCUGUGGGAAGAAUAAUACCACUUAUGAACAAUAAUUGCGACUUGCUUUACGGUCAUGGACAGUCCAUCGACUUACUGGAUAAAAAAGGGAGAUUUGUCGAGACUGUUUACAAUACAAAUAGACAGGAUACGAUAACGGAUUUUGCUUACAGCAAGAAUGGUACCAUGUGGGUCCUCUAUGAUUCAUUCGAAAUUGGCAUAUUCAAAUUGGAAAUUCCAGUUGAAGGAAGCACUUAAAAUCUUGCAUCUAAAAUUAUUUUUCAAAUUUAAGGAGGAAAAAUUGAAAGCUUAUGGAUGCAUGUAUAUGAUAUGUUUAUUUUCGACCUGAUAUAAUAUUCAAUACAAUAGCUGUUAGUGUUUUAUCAGUAAAUCCAAUUGAUCAAAUCACAGAAGGUGUGAUCAAGAAAAGUAAAUGCAUGCCUUGACUAUGAUGUAUAAAAUGGUAGAUAAAACCCUUUACUUGACAAGACUAUACAUUUCUGGUUUCUAUUGAUUACUGUUUUCUAGUUAAAUUUCAUUACAAGGACGAUAA
Saccostrea echinata is the source of this 2057-nucleotide messenger RNA. RefSeq lists its product as uncharacterized. The transcript has 9 exons. NCBI's taxonomy places the organism in Eukaryota, Metazoa, Mollusca, Bivalvia, Ostreida, Ostreidae. Bases 17 to 1762 code for a protein of 581 amino acids. The record is from RefSeq and is a predicted model, not a curated record.